CGUCAUAUCUUAUUAGUUUCUAGCCGUCUUUACAGUCUUAUUCUGUGUGAAUAACCCUGUAUCUAUAGAUUACGAAUUAAAGGAAACGAGUAGCUGAUAUCAAAAUUGUAAAAUGUUUUGAUAAUAAGUAAAUCAAAGCCUGUCUACGGAAUUUGUUUCAAAUUUUGAUGAAGAGUGAAUUUACAUUAAAUAUCUACUAUCUAGAGAAAUAAAUUGAAUUCGUAUUCUCAAAUUGAAUCUUCUUGUUCAGCGUUUUUUUUUGUAAAGAUCAAGUGAAAAAAAACAGAAUAAUUUGACUUGGUGAGCUGCCUGUAAAUAUCCAAUUUAAUCAUGUCCAGGGAAUGUAUUAGUAUCCAUGUUGGGCAGGCUGGAUGUCAGAUGGGGUCAAACUGUUGGGAACUCUACGGAGUUGAACAUGGAGUAGGUCCUGAUGGUCUGCCUUGUCUAGCAGAUGGUAACAAUGACCUCACAUCCUUCUAUAGUACGACCGGAACUGGGAAGUAUGUUUUAAUACCUGUAAUUUUAAGGAACUGGGAAUUAUGUUCCAAUACCUGUAAUUUUAAGGAACUGGGAAUUAUGUUACAAUACCUGUAAUUUUAAAGGGACUGUAAAGGAAAAAUGAAAUG
Messenger RNA from Eurytemora carolleeae, 626 nucleotides. Its product is annotated as tubulin alpha chain. Gene Ontology annotation, biological process: microtubule-based process. NCBI's taxonomy places the organism in Eukaryota, Metazoa, Arthropoda, Copepoda, Calanoida, Temoridae. The transcript is spliced from 5 exons. Gene Ontology annotation, cellular component: microtubule. The coding region runs from base 331 to 594 and encodes 87 amino acids. Gene Ontology annotation, molecular function: GTP binding. The record is from RefSeq and is a predicted model, not a curated record.